AUGGAGGAGGCCACAGAGGUGCGCACGGAUGGCAACUCCCUCCUUAAAGCCGUCUACCUCUGCCGCCUGCGGCUAACGAGGCUACUGCUAGAGGGCGGAGCUUACAUUAACGAGAGUAAUGAACGCGGAGAGACUCCGCUCAUGGUUGCCUGUAAGACACACCACAGCGACGCUCAAAGCGUACCCAAAUCGAAGAUCGUCAGGUACUUGCUGGAGAGUGGUGCAGACCCAAACAUCCAGGACAAGUCUGGAAAGACAGCUCUUAUGCAUGCCUGUGUGGAGCGGGCCGGGGAGGAGGUCCUGUCCCUGUUGUUGUCUAGUGGAGCUGAUCCAAGUCUGGAGGACCACUCUGGUUCCUCUGCCCUAGUGUAUGCGGUCAAUGCUGGGGACAAAGACGUCCUGAGAGUCCUUCUGGAUGCUUGCAAGGCCAAAGGCAAAGAGGUCAUAAUCAUCACCACCGACAAACUUCCCUCUGGACGACAGAUGACCAAACAGUACCUAAAUGUGCCUCCUCCUCCAGAUCUGGAGGAUCGGUUGCACUGCACCUCAGCAGCUUGCAUGUCCCCGUCCGAAAUCCAACUCUGUACCUCUCACCACCCUACGCCAAGCCCCCCUCCUGAGACCCAGCUCUUCCAGCGGAGAGACGACCAGAGCCUGGGUUCUUCCGCCACGACUACGGCGUCCAAACCCAGUUCGCCAACUCGCGACCCAAGCACGCUACGAUCAGUGGGGGUGGCCAAGCUUCUCCACUUGCAGAGGCUCCAUUCAGAACCGUGGUUGAAGAUUCCUCCAUCUCUCCUCCUGCAGCAUAGCAAAACCUCGUCCUUGACGGAGGAACUUCAGGACAUCACACCCGAGGAGGAACGAUUGUUCGGCUUCAACAGGCACUAUUUCCCACGACGCGCCAUGCCCGUGUCCCGCCACCAGAGCAUAGAUGUUAAAGAUGCUGCGGGGUUGCUGAAGGCUCUGGAGCAGGCGGCUGAGCCUGAGAGAGACGAGGGAACCGACGCCAUCGUGGGCGGCCGCAAAAUGUCUUGCGAGGGGCUGCCUUUACCGCACUCCUCUUCUCAUCACAACCUGGGGGGCGCCGCUGAACCCGCUCCCGUUGAGAAAGAUCUGGACUGCCUACCGAACCUGGCCGUGUCCAGCCUGCGAAAUGUCGUUCGCCGCAGAAACAUAGGCAUGGACCACUACAGCUCUGACUCGCAGCUGCCACAGUUCGGAAGCCAGCCUUCGGAAGACCUCAACAAAACUGGAAGUGGAGGUGCAGCGCUGCCUGAGAAACGGAAGCUGGUGUGCAGUCGCUCGUCGACCCUGUCUGGGUCAAGGGAAUCGUUGGAAACCGUGGUGCAGAGACGGAGCCCAGCCAUGCUGGAGCGAAGGGGUUCCGGCGCUCUCCUCCUUGACCACAUUUCACAAACCAGGCCUGGCUACCUGCCGCCUCUAAAUCCACACGCGCCCAUUCCUGACAUCAAAGUCAACACCAACUCCGCCUGCCAAAGCAGCGGGAGCAAGCUGGCAACAGUGCCGACCGGGGGCAUUCCAGGGUCGAGGCAUUUCAUACCCUGCGCCCCAAGCCUGCCCAGGGACCUGAAGACGAAGAACACGCUGCUGCGUAGGCACUCAAUGCAAACAGAACAAAUCAAACAACUCGUCAACUUUGAGGAGAUCUUUGGCCAAUGA
This is a messenger RNA of Chanos chanos (milkfish), 1683 nucleotides long. RefSeq names its product ankyrin repeat domain 34Bb (gene ankrd34bb). The coding region runs from base 1 to 1683 and encodes 560 amino acids. The record is from RefSeq and is a predicted model, not a curated record. Lineage: Eukaryota; Metazoa; Chordata; Actinopteri; Gonorynchiformes; Chanidae. The transcript is spliced from 2 exons. Gene Ontology annotation, molecular function: protein binding.